AUGCUGUCGUCGCUUCCAUCGUUCCCGUUGCUCCCGUCCCUCCCGUCCCUCCCGUCCCUCCCGUCCCUCCCUUCGCCCCCCUCGCUCUCUUUCAUUCGGUCCCUCCCGUCCCUCUCCGCCUCUCGCCUCUCCCCUUUCCCUACACUGUUCUACCCUCCGCGCAAUUCACCCCCUUCCCUCCGCGCAGUUCACCCCCUUCCCUUCGCGCAGUUCACCCCCUUCCCUCCGCGCAGUUCACCCCCUUCCCUCCGCGCAGUUCACCCCCUUCCCUCCGCGCAGUUCAACCCCUUCCCUCCGCGCAGUUCACCCCCUUCCCCCCGCGCAGUUUCCCCCCUUCCCUCCGCGCAGUUCCUCCCCUUCCCUCCGCGCAGUUCCCCCCUUCCCUCCGCGCAGUUCCAGCCCUUCCCUACGCGCAGCCCCUUCCCUAAGCGCAGUUUCCUCUCUUCCCUACGCGCAUUUCCCCCCCUUCCCUACGUGCAGUUUCCAACCUUCCCUACUCACCGUUUUCCCCUCGUGGCCUACUCCGACGCUGCUCUCAACUUCGCCGCCUCGAACGCAUCCGCCGCUCCUCCGUCAACCGCGGGAAAAGCGCGAUGCUCCAACGACGCAGAUAUCCGUUUCUCCGGUCCGGACAUCCACAGGCGCGUUCCGAAGCGGUCGGUGCUUCUCGCGUUGUUCCUGCUGUUCCUUGGGUGCACGUCGCUAGCCGUUUUCUACCUCAUGCAGACGGGGCAGGUCGAGGCUGGCGUGCAGCAGAAGUGGACGUGUCUCGCCAUCGCCUUCCUCACGCUCAUGCCCGCCUUCCUCACGCUCAUGCCCGGUGAACCUUCCUCACGCUCAUGCCCGGUGAACCUUCCUCACGCUCAUGCCCGUGAGCCUUCCUCACGCUCAUGCCCGGUGAGCCUUCCUCACGCUCAUGCCCGCAUUUCAUUGGGCUUUCACUCUGUCGACGCACUCUAA
Messenger RNA from Closterium sp. NIES-65, 960 nucleotides. NCBI's taxonomy places the organism in Eukaryota, Viridiplantae, Streptophyta, Zygnematophyceae, Desmidiales, Closteriaceae. The record is from the annotation of a GenBank genome assembly.